GCUUGGUACACUUGACAACCAUUUCCUGAUGAAAAUACUUUAAGAGAGGCAACUAAAAACAAGCUAUUUCUAAAGACUGAAUAUUCCAUUUGGUGUAGGAGGCAACAACAGAACCACAAAGACUGAGAGCUAAAAUGAAUGAAAAUAUUUAUGGAGAUUUUAAUUAUACUGACUGUGAUGGGAAUGAAAAAUGCACCCCUAUACCAUUCCCUGAAGAACUUUUGUCUGUGAUAGAUCCUCGCCACUGGAUCGCUCUGAUUUGCUACGGCAUUGUCUUCCUGAUAGGUGUCCCCGGCAAUGGACUUGUGGUGUGGGUUACAGCAUUCCGAAUGCCCAACUCUGUAAAUGCACAAUGGUUUUUGAAUCUAGCUAUUGCAGAUCUGUUGUGUUGCUUAUCCCUGCCUCUGCUUAUGGUACCACUUGCCCAGGACAUGCACUGGCCUUUUGGUCCACUGGCUUGCAAAGUACUACACGGUCUGUUCUACAUGAUGAUGUACUGCAGUGUUCUGCUCCUGGUCGUGAUCAGCUUAGACCGCUUUCUACUUGUAACCAAACCUGUGUGGUGCCAGAACCGGAGGCAUCUGAGGCCAGCCAGGUUGACCUGUUUGGUGAUUUGGAUUCUGGCACUCUUAGGAAGCUCUCCUCAGUAUGCCUAUAUGGAGCAAAAAGAAAAUAAAGACACAGACAAAAUAUUGUGCGUUAGUGUCAUUAGCCAUGGUCACGCUUGGGCUGUGACCCUUGUCCGUUUUUUACUGUCUUUUCUGCUACCUUUCUUCAUAAUCUGUGUCAGCCAUUGGAAGGUGUUCCAGACAACAAGAUAUGGGCGUGGGAAAAAAGGCAAUGAUAAGUCUGCCCGCACGCUGCGUAUAGUCCUUACUUUGGUGAUAAGCUUCUUCAUUUGCUGGAUUCCUAUACACAUCGUCGAUCUUCUUAAAUUGAUUACACACAACAUAUCGGGAAGCGUUCAUCAAGCCAACCUGCGUCUAGCCCAUGUGUUGGCGCUCUGCUUGGCAUACAUUAACAGCUGCCUCAAUCCUCUGCUCUACGUAUGUCUUGGACGUGGUUUUAAGGAAAAUCUGAUCAGCUCACUGCGUAGUGUGCUCCAUUUUGCUUCCGAGGCACCACCCAUUGGAAAGAGUUUUACUGCAAGCAGUAAGACAACCACAGAUGGCAACACUGGCAACAUUAAUUUGAAGCCCCUGUGAAACCUUGCCAAGACAAGUGGAUUCAAACAAGAAGUUCUAUACCUGGGGAGAUCAGUAUUUUAUCAUUCCCAUUAAUUUCAUUGCUGGUUGAUCAAUUAGUGCAUUUUAAUCCUGAAAGUGUGCGACCUUGAUGCUGACAUCUUUGCUUUAAGGACACUCAGUUCCAGAAACAUUAAGCCAUAAAUGCCAUGACUCUAUAUUAGGACUUCAUGCAGCUGAGAUGCCCGUAGUCAUUAGCCGCUUUUCCACUAUCGGGCCGAAUUGUUCUCAUUGCAAAGCCAUGCAGUUCCAAGCUAGUUGGCAUGUUUACUGUUUCUUUUUCCAGUGUGGGAUCAGAAUAUAUGUAGCAAAUAUGUCUGUUGGUGAUGACAAAAGAGGUUAAGAUUGGCGUGAGUGAACUAUGGAGACUGAUCACAUAAUCCAGUUUUUAGGAAUGCUUUUUUCCUUGGAACUUUUCCAUCAUCGUGCUAAGACCGUUCGGCCUGAUGGUGGAAAAGAACUUAUUGAGACUCAUUCCUCUUUGGGCUCCAUUCAACUCACAUCACUUAUGUCAGUCUACCUGGCCAUUCUUGCUCAAGCAAUAUGUCCCAUUAUCCAGUUUCUUUUUUUUUUUUUUGUCUAAAUAAACUGUUACUUUUCGCAACUAAGCUCAUCCUCUUUUUUUUUUUGAUGCAAUCUCAGAAUCAGGGUUAUAAAACAGUGUUUGCUGAACCGCUUAUAUAAUCAACAGCAAAAUGAAUUGUUUUGUAAAAAAUUUGACAUAAGCUGUGAUAUAGAUGUUUAAAAUGAAUGCAAUGAGAUAAAAAAAAAGCCACUAUCACAAAAUCAAAUGUCUUUCUAUUGAGUUGAAAAAUACACGCAAAAAGAGCGUAACCAAUGUAUUCCGAUUCACAAGCAAAUUACUCUUUUGAACUGGUUCUUUGAACCGAUUAUUUUAAAGGACUCACAAGUUACUGGUUUUAAUCAGUCUUCUAAAAUAUCACUGAAUCAGUCAGAAAGGUUACUGAAUCAACAUUUGACUCACUGAAUUGAAGUUACUGUUAUUUUCAGGAAUGAAUCAAGAGCUAUUUUAACCUUUUUAAGAUUAAGAUUUCACAAAAACAGCAAUCUGGUACACUGGUACAAAAUGUGCAUUAAUACAUCAUAAAAAUGAUUGUGUGUGUGACAAAUAUAUUUGUUUUCUGACAGAAUUCUCUAGAAAGAAAUUGUAUCCACUUGUUUUGUAUUCAUUCAGUGUUAUAGGUUUAUUUUAGAAAACAAUUAAGGCCCUAUUACAGCACCAGGAGCAUUAGUUUCUGUUGUUGAUGUUACAAUCUCCAAAGCUCAUUGUCUAAUACCCAUAUGGACUGUAAUCAUUUAAAUCAAAUUUCAAAUUGC
Messenger RNA from Xyrauchen texanus (razorback sucker), 2582 nucleotides. RefSeq names its product C5a anaphylatoxin chemotactic receptor 1-like. The record is from RefSeq and is a predicted model, not a curated record. Gene Ontology annotation, molecular function: complement receptor activity; G protein-coupled receptor activity. Gene Ontology annotation, biological process: positive regulation of cytosolic calcium ion concentration; complement receptor mediated signaling pathway; inflammatory response. The transcript has 2 exons. Bases 135 to 1205 code for a protein of 356 amino acids. Lineage: Eukaryota; Metazoa; Chordata; Actinopteri; Cypriniformes; Catostomidae. Gene Ontology annotation, cellular component: plasma membrane.